Messenger RNA from Eucalyptus grandis, 1286 nucleotides. RefSeq lists its product as uncharacterized. The coding region runs from base 456 to 1073 and encodes 205 amino acids. The transcript has 7 exons. The record is from RefSeq and is a predicted model, not a curated record. Lineage: Eukaryota; Viridiplantae; Streptophyta; Magnoliopsida; Myrtales; Myrtaceae.
UUAUGUCAAAGUUUAGGGACUGUUCGUGUAAUUUUCCAUUUAAAUCCCAUUGGAUUAGCUCGCUAAAUAAAUAAAACAUGGAUCUAAAUAUCUUACCGACAGGAGAAAAGAAAGAGGAUCCGGUGGUAAUUGCUUCGACGGUAAUUCACAAUUAAUUGAGAGGCGCCAUCGCCGCAAGUAGCGCAGGCAGCAAGAGUGCAUUGCAGAACGCAUAGUGAGGAUUCUGAACCGGGGCGGUGUACGUCGUCACCGAGAAGCAGCAACGCGAAAGUCCCAAGCUUGGUGUUUGUUGUCCGGGAUGUUGGGCGUUCGUUGGCAAUCCCGUGCGGAGUUCACUGGAGGAAUUUCGGAGGUUGCAUUUUGGGUGUUUGUUGAAAUGCUUCUGUGAGAAGUGUGAUCUUUGGCGUCUGUGAGGUCCAUGAAGUUCAAAGUUAUUUGAUGGUGUCCUAGUGGAAAUGGAUUUGGCUAAGCUACAUUCGUUGGUGGUCUUGCUCUGCACACUCAGCUUUGCGGGUGACAGAGUUUGUUAUGCUUUUGAAAAUACGGUUGAGAAGACAGUGCUAAAAGUAGGUGAGGAGCUAUGGAAAGAAUCUCUACCACUACAAAGAGGAUCUCGCCUUUAUAAGUUGGAGGGUCUCAAACCUUACACGUGGUAUGAAGUGAAGAUAUCAUAUCCAGCUUCUAUUCCUGCUUGCUUCUCUCUGCAACUAAUGAGGGGUGAUUCGGACUCAGCAACAAACUUCAACAGAAGAUUACUUAACACUGAGAAAAUAAUAUUUAAGGCGGAGAGCCUUGAAUUGAUACAGAAUCAGGGUGGAAUGCAUGUACUGGCUACUGUAGAACCUGAAGGAGUUGUUGCCAUACGAGAUGUAAAGGAGAGAGAAUCCAUCAUCUAUAAUAUAGUUUGUGAUGAGCUCUUGCUAGGGAUCCCACACAAAGCUUGGCCUGUUGGAAUUUUGGUUCUGCUCUGCUUGGUGUUGGCAUUCGUUAUUCCGUCGUUUCUCCCACCAUUUCUACUGGCGAAAAGCCAUACUCAGCAGGCACUUGAUGAAGAUGUCUCAAAAAAUUCUUAGCCGAGUGAUGUUUUCAAGGAGGUGGUGUCUGUUUUUUCUCAUUAUUUUGAAGUGGCAUUGAGGUUUAAGAGCUGUCGAUCAACUUGGUUCAGCAGCUUCUGCUCUAGUGGGGAGUUUAGUAAAAGUAUUGUACUUUUCUUUUAAAAAACAUUAGUAGUGACUUGAUUUUGGUUUCAACUGGAGUAGAAGUGGGCACUUGGUAAAUUAAUGAAA